Molecule: messenger RNA, 1461 nt
Organism: Mangifera indica (mango)
Lineage: Eukaryota; Viridiplantae; Streptophyta; Magnoliopsida; Sapindales; Anacardiaceae
Product: protein RAE1
Exons: 11
Coding region: 184-1236 (350 amino acids)
Biological process (GO): RNA export from nucleus; transcription-dependent tethering of RNA polymerase II gene DNA at nuclear periphery
Cellular component (GO): nuclear pore
Molecular function (GO): RNA binding; ubiquitin binding
Source: RefSeq, a predicted model, not a curated record
AAUGAAGACGUGGAUAUAACGCAAAAGAUAUAAACCCCAAGAUUUCUUCGCUCUAUAAAUGCCCCUCGCCUUUCCCUCUUCUUUCAAACCCCACACACGCUACCUUACCUUUUACUCAGCCGGUUGCUCUCCUUCUUAACAUCACACUCUGACUAAUAAAAUUUGAAACUACUCUUUCCUUCAAUGGCUACUUUCGGUGCUGCCGCUGCUGCAAUAAAUCAAAACCCUAACAAAUCCUUCGAGGUUGCCCAACCUCCAAGUGAUUCUGUUUCAAGCCUUAGUUUCAGUCCCAAGGCCAAUUUCUUGGUUGCAACUUCAUGGGAUAAUCAGGUACGUUGUUGGGAAAUUUCACGCAAUGGAGCUAAUGUGGCUAGUGUUCCCAAGGCAUCAAUUUCACAUGACCAACCAGUAUUGUGCUCAACAUGGAAGGAUGAUGGGACUACUGUAUUUUCUGGAGGAUGUGACAAGCAGGUGAAGAUGUGGCCUCUGCUGUCGGGUGGUCAGCCGGUAACUGUUGCUAUGCAUGAUGCACCAAUUAAAGAGGUUGCCUGGGUUCCAGAGAUGAAUCUACUUGUCACUGGAAGCUGGGACAAAACUUUGAAGUACUGGGAUACAAGGCAGUCAAACCCUGUGCAUACUCAACAACUACCUGAUCGCUGUUAUGCAUUAACAGUGAGGCAUCCUCUGAUGGUUGUUGGCACCGCAGAUAGAAAUCUAAUUGUCUUUAACUUGCAGAAUCCACAGACUGAAUUUAAAAGAAUUCCUUCACCCCUGAAGUAUCAGACAAGAUGUGUAGCUGCCUUUCCUGAUCAGCAAGGUUUUUUGGUUGGUUCAAUAGAGGGAAGAGUUGGUGUACAUCAUCUGGAUGAUUCACAGCAAAGUAAGAAUUUCACAUUCAAAUGCCACAGAGAUGGCAAUGAUAUAUACUCGGUCAAUUCUUUGAACUUCCAUCCUAUACAUCACACUUUUGCAACAGCUGGGUCUGAUGGUGCUUUCAAUUUCUGGGACAAGGAUAGUAAGCAGAGGCUCAAGGCCAUGUCAAGGUGUGGGCAGCCUAUACCCUGCAGUACAUUCAACAAUGAUGGCUCAAUAUUUGCCUACUCGGUGUGUUAUGAUUGGAGUAAGGGUGCAGAAAAUCACAACCCGGCAACAGCGAAGACAUAUAUCUAUCUGCACUUGCCACAGGAGAAUGAGGUUAAAGGCAAGCCUCGAGUUGGAACAAGUGGCAGAAAGUGAAGCACUGCCUGGAAUUAAACUAUUUCUCAUCUGUUUUGGUGUGGUUCUUAUCCCAUGUUCUCUGUUGUCAAUACUAGGAAUUAGGUUGUUUUAAAUGCCUUUCCGCUGAGAUGAUGUGGCUUUGGUUAGCCUAAUUGUAAUAGUUUGAAACUUUGAAUUGUUGUCAUUGCCAAGUAUGUCAAAAAGGUUUAUCUGUGUUUGAUAAUAGUUUCCGUUCAAGGUUUA